Messenger RNA from Solanum pennellii, 2245 nucleotides. Its product is annotated as probable LRR receptor-like serine/threonine-protein kinase At5g10290. Gene Ontology annotation, biological process: protein phosphorylation. Lineage: Eukaryota; Viridiplantae; Streptophyta; Magnoliopsida; Solanales; Solanaceae. The record is from RefSeq and is a predicted model, not a curated record. Gene Ontology annotation, molecular function: protein binding; ATP binding; protein kinase activity. The transcript has 12 exons. Bases 229 to 2052 code for a protein of 607 amino acids.
CACACUAGUGUUUUUCUUGUUUAGUUUUAGUUGGUGCUUAAUAGUCAAUAAAGUGGAACAGAUUUGGGUGGAUUCAAAGUACAUAUAUUCUGUUCUUUCUUUCACAUUUUCAAAGCCCUAAAGUUUUUGCUUCUUCCUUAAAAGACAUAUUUUCAUGGAAGAUGGUGUCUUAUGUCACAGUUAUAAAUUGCAACAAGGAUACUUGACAUAAAGUGCUAUAUCCAAAAGAUGGUACUAUUCUUUGCAAUUGUGAUAUUGGCAUGUCUCCGCUCAUUUGUUUUACCUGAUGCGCAAGGAGAUGCACUAUACGCAUUGAAGAUCUCACUAAACUCACUAAAUGCUUCAAAUGGUCAACUUGUUGAUUGGAACCAGAAUCAAGUUAGUCCUUGUACUUGGUCCAAGAUCACUUGUGAUGAUAAAGGCAAUGUCAUUAUGGUGUCAUUAUCAAGUUUGGGAUUCUCGGGCACUUUAACUCCCAGAAUAGGUGUUCUGAAGAAUGUGAAUACACUGUCCUUGCAAGGGAAUCAUAUAACUGGUGAAAUUCCCAAAGAGAUUGGAGAUUUAACAAGCUUGACAAUGUUGGAUUUAGAAAAUAACCGUCUUUCCGGAGAAAUACCAGCUUCAUUGGGCAAUCUUAAAAAGCUUCAGUCUCUGUUUUUGAGUCGAAACAAUCUCACGGGGACUAUCCCUCAGUCACUUUCGGGACUUCCAAACUUGAUGAACCUUCAGCUUGGUUCCAACAGUCUUACUGGCCAAAUUCCUGAACAGUUGUUCCAAGUUCCAAAAUACAAUUUUACAGGGAAUCAUUUGAAUUGUGGCUUAAAUCUCACUCAUCAUUGUGAAUCUGCUAGUGGAGGUUCUCCUAGUAAACCAAAGACUGGUCUCAUUGUUGGUAUUGCUGUUGGAUUUCUUGGACUUCUCCUUCUUGGAGGAUCUGUGUUAUUGUUCUGUAGAAGACGGCACAAAGGCUAUAGACGUGAAAUCUUUGUUGACGUUGUAGGUGAGGUUGAUCGACGAAUUCCAUUUGGUCAAUUGAGGAGAUUUUCAUGGAGGGAAUUGCAGCUUGCUACUGAUAACUUCAGUGAAAAGAAUGUUCUUGGACAGGGGGGUUUCGGCAAGGUUUAUAAAGGAGUGCUCAAUGACGGCAUUAAAGUUGCCGUGAAACGGUUAACUGAUUAUGAGAGUCCUGGGGGAGAUGCUGCAUUUCAGCGAGAAGUUGAGAUGAUAAGUGUGGCUGUUCAUAGGAAUCUCUUACGGCUUAUAGGAUUUUGCACCACACCGACUGAACGCCUGCUAGUAUACCCAUAUAUGCAGAAUUUAAGUGUUGCUUAUCGGCUACGAGAACUUAAACCUGGGGAGCCUGUUUUGAAUUGGCCAACUAGGAAGCGUGUGGCGGUGGGUACUGCACGUGGACUUGAAUACCUACAUGAACACUGUAAUCCAAAGAUUAUUCACCGUGAUGUUAAAGCAGCUAAUGUGUUACUAGAUGAAGAUUUUGAAGCUGUAGUUGGUGAUUUUGGCCUGGCAAAGCUAGUUGACGUUAAGAAAACCAAUGUGACUACUCAAGUUCGUGGUACAAUGGGCCAUAUAGCUCCUGAAUACUUAUCCACUGGCAAAUCAUCAGAAAAAACUGAUGUUUUUGGCUAUGGAAUCAUGCUUUUGGAAAUUGUAACCGGCCAACGUGCAAUAGACUUCUCACGCCUAGAAGAUGAAGAUGAUGUCUUGUUGCUUGACCAUGUCAGAAAACUGCAAAGGGAUAAAAGACUGGAUGCAAUUGUAGACCGUAACCUGAAUAAUAACUACGAGCUGGGGGAAGUGGAGAUGAUGAUUCAGGUGGCAUUACUGUGCACUCAGGCAUCACCAGAGGACCGUCCAGCAAUGUCGGAGGUGGUGAGGAUGCUGGAAGGAGAAGGGCUUGCUGAGAGAUGGGAAGAGUGGCAACACGUUGAAGUCAAUCGUAGACAAGAAUACGAGAGACUUCAGAGACGAUUUGAUUGGGGAGAAGAUACAAUGUUUAAUCAUGAUGCUGUUGAGUUGUCUGGUGGAAGAUGACAAAUGAGUAAUAAUUUUGAACCACAAAAAUGUUUUUUGAUAUAUAUAUAUAUAUGCAAUGGUUGCUAAAUGGCCAGCAAUCAACUGUGGACUCUGUAUUUAUGUAAGUUUUAGUCAUUAUUUUCAUGUUCCAUUAACUCCAAGGAGUGGGAAUACUCGAUUCCUCAAAUGGUUACAUAUUUUCCUCACUAAA